AUUCUAAUUAACCCUUUUUUUCAUUUCUCUUCUUUAAUUUUGUACUAUCUUCACUUCUCCAAAAAUUCCUCUUCAUUAAAACAUAACACUUUCCAUUCACUACUAACCACCAAAGAGAAAGAAAAAAAAAGUGAUAGAAUAAAAAACAUAGAAUAAAAAAUGGUGGGUUUGAGUGUAGUAUUAGAAGCUCAAAAAAGUGGUAAUAGCAAGAACAAGGAAACUCCAAAAGUGAUUAACAAAACCAUGAUGCUUAAUAGCAUCAACAACAAACAUUAUUCUCCUUCUGAAGUUUCCUUUAAUUCUUCUUCUCAUUUUCAUGAACAAGCAACUUUCCUAGAACUAUGUUUUCUCUGUCGGAAAAGGUUGUCACCUGGAAAAGAUAUCUACAUGUACAAAGGGGAUAGAGCUUUCUGUAGUGUGGAAUGUAGAUGCAAGCAGAUUUUCAUGGAUGAAGAAGAAAGCAAUGUUCAGAAAUUAGAGAACUGUUAUUUAGCUUCAGAAGGUUCUUCUAAUCCAAAAAGGAAGAAGAAACAGAAAUGGUGGUUUUGCUUAUUGAAAUGCAUGAUGAAGAAAGGAAAGGUAGCAUAGUGAGUAGAGAGGAAAAAUAUUGUAAGACAAAAAAUGGGUUUUUUUUUUUUCUUUUUUUUUUUAACAGUUAUUUUAUUUUCUAGUUUUACCCUGCUUAAUGUGGUGAUAACCUCAAAGUAUUUUGUCGUUUUGUUUGUUUGUAUGAAGCUGAAACGUCCUUUCUACUUUUUAUAUUAUGGGCUCCAUUCUCCAACCUUUUUGGCUA
Cicer arietinum (chickpea) is the source of this 793-nucleotide messenger RNA. Lineage: Eukaryota; Viridiplantae; Streptophyta; Magnoliopsida; Fabales; Fabaceae. The record is from RefSeq and is a predicted model, not a curated record.